UCUUCCAAUGCGCUUGAAGGAGGCACAGUCCCCAAGAUACUGGCUAAGUUGCCUCGUUGGACCAGCCAGACUCGCUCUCUGUGCAAAGUACCAGCCAGCCUUAGCAUCAUGUGUAAUCUCCUUCGAGCGUUUGGAGCUUUCUGUUAAAAAUUUCUUUGCUUCAGGGCCCCAAGGGCCCAUCGUCUCAACCGCGAAAGGCAAAAAAGAAUAAGAAGACCCCAAACCCGAAUACUCAGUUAAAUCCAAGAUAUUAUGUGGUACCGGUUAAGCAUUCACAAAAACAUUUAAAUGUCGUAUUACUACUAGUAAAAGGAAAAAACAUCGUGCUUAAAGGAUCAACAGGUUUUUGUCAACCAACUCUAUUGUGUUACUACUUAAACAUAUGAGAAAAGCUGUUGCGAGCGUAUAACAAAUAAUUAAUCGCCAACACGCGAUCAGCUAUGGCGGUUCUGUGUGUCUUGACAUAGCCUUGUCAUUAUUACUGUAAUAUUAUUUGUUCAUUUUAAUUAAUUUGUUGAUUUAAAUUAUUAUUUUAUCCAAGAAUUUAGUUUUCUGUAGUUUCAUUAUUGUGUUAGUGCCUGUGUUAUUUUUUUUUUUUUUCAAUAAAUAUAACCGUUUAGUUUCCAAGUAAUAUUUUUUUACUGAAGUCGAAUUUGUGUUGUGCGAACAAAAAAACAGAAAACAAUGCUGGCUAAAUAUACAAAGACAAUAUUUUCGGUCUCCGUUGCAUUUCUCGUCGUGUCCAUCGUUUUGGCUACAUGGGGCUUCCCAAAAAUCAUCAGAAAACAGAUCCAGAAGAACGUUCAGAUAUCAAACACUUCGAAGAUGUACGAUAAAUGGGUGAAGCUCCCGAUGCCUUUGGACUUCAAAAUCUACGUUUUCAAUGUGACCAACCGCGACGCUAUUAAUCAAGGAGAAAAACCGAAUCUAAAGGAAAUUGGACCCUAUGUGUACAAACAGUACAGGGAGAAAAUUAUAUUGGGUUACGGCGAUAACGAUACUAUUAAAUAUAAUCUAAAGAAAACAUUCGUGUUCGAUCCUGUAGCUUCGGGCGACCUGAGGGAAGACGACGAACUCACUGUCAUCAAUUUCUCUUACAUGGCUGCGAUUAUAUCAGUCCAAGAAAUGAUGCCAGCUGCUGUCGGAAUGAUCAACAGAGCAUUAGAACAAUUUUUCACCAACCUCACCGACCCGUUCCAGACCGUCAAAGUGAAAGAUCUCUUCUUCGAUGGCUUAUUUCUGAACUGCGAAGGAGAUAAUACAGCUUUAGGGUUAAUCUGCGGCAAGAUUCGUGCGGAAAAGCCUCCAACGAUGAGAAUAUCGAAAAGCGCCAAUGGAUUUUAUUUCUCCAUGUUCUCUCAUAUGAACCGUACAGUCUCUGGGCCAUACGAGAUGGUUCGUGGUACUGAGAAUCUAUCGGACUUAGGGCAUGUUAUUUCAUACCAAGGAAAGCGGAUAAUGUCAGCGUGGGACGACCAAUACUGCGGUCAGCUGAAUGGUACAGACUCGACUAUUUUCCCGCCACUCGAAGAUGGGAACAUUCCGGAGAAACUUUAUACGUUUGAACCGGACAUAUGCAGAUCGCUGUUCGCAAGUCUUGUAGGGAAAGAUACCCUUUUCAACAUCAGCACUUAUUAUUACGAAAUAUCUGACAUGACUCUGGGUUCGAAGAGCGCUAAUCCUGACAACAAAUGUUUCUGUAAAAGAAACUGGAGCGUGAAGCACGACGGAUGUCUCCUCAUGGGCGUGCUGAACUUAGCGCCUUGCCAAGGAGCUCCUGCCAUUGCUUCCUUACCGCAUUUCUACUUGGGCUCUGACGAACUAGCUGACUUUUUCGGUGACGGAAUUAAGCCUGACAAAGAGAAGCAUAACACUUAUGUUCACCUAGAUCCAAUAACUGGAGUAGUAAUAAAAGGUGUGAAACGUCUUCAGUUCAACAUAGAACUUCGCAAUGUACCAUCGGUGCCACAGCUCAAAGAAGUACCCUCAGGGCUGUUUCCUUUGCUCUGGAUUGAAGAGGGAGCGGAAAUACCAGAGUGGUUACGCAAAGAAAUAAUGGACUCGCACACGAUGCUGUGGUACGUGGAUGCCGCCCGUUGGCUCGUGCUGGCGGUGGCUGUGGUGGCGGUGCUGGUGUCGGCUACGCUGGUGGCGAGAUCAGCAGCUCUCAUACCGUGGCCUCGCAACAGCAACUCAAUCAGUUUUAUAUUAGGAAACAGUGUUAAUACAAGUAAAGUACAUUCGUAGAUUA
Bombyx mori (domestic silkworm) is the source of this 2251-nucleotide messenger RNA. RefSeq names its product sensory neuron membrane protein 2. Gene Ontology annotation, cellular component: membrane; cytoplasm. The transcript is spliced from 10 exons. The coding region runs from base 685 to 2247 and encodes 520 amino acids. The record is from RefSeq and is a predicted model, not a curated record. Gene Ontology annotation, molecular function: scavenger receptor activity. NCBI's taxonomy places the organism in Eukaryota, Metazoa, Arthropoda, Insecta, Lepidoptera, Bombycidae.